ACCUUCUCACUUGUUGUUUCAACAUAAAGCUCGUUACCAUGCCAACAUCUCUUCAAGGACUAGCCUCUGAAAUCCAUGGUGGUCAGAAAAGCUCUUUAAAAGGUCCUUCGAUAUCAGUCAACAGUCUGACUUUUUUUCUGAGAGUCUGCUGCAUUCGACUAAUUUUCUUAUGUGCAGCACUUUGAAACUAUUAGCCUGUCUCACUUUUUCAUUUCUGUUCUCUACGUUGCCCACUGAAAUGAAUGUCACAUACAUCACUCUUGAUGGUCAUGUAGAGGUUGAAAAAUACAGAUAUGUCUACUUUGUUCUCAUGUUUACAGGUUAUGUUUUGAUCCUGUCCAGCAACUCCACAGUGUUUUGUCUGAUUGUGAUCCACAGAAACCUCCAUGAGCCCAUGUACGUUUUCAUCGCUGCUCUGCUGAUGAACUCCAUGCUCUUCAGCACCGUGGUCUACCCAAAGCUUUUGAUCGACUUCUUAUCUGAAAAGCAGAUCAUAACGUUCCCGCUCUGUCUCUUCCAGGGUUUUUUAUUCUAUUCAUUAAGCGUCUCUGAAUUCUUGCUGCUGGCCGCCAUGUCUUAUGACAGAUAUGUGUCCAUAUGUAAGCCUCUGCAAUAUCCAACCAUUAUGAGAAAAACAAAAGUGACAGUUUUCCUCGUUUUAUCUUGGCUUUUGCCCGCCUGCCAUAUUGUUGUGCCAGCCGUUGGAUUUGCUCACUUAAAACUGUGCAGCUUUACUUUGAAAGGCAUUUACUGCAACACCUCAGUGAAUUAUAACUUCUGUGUGAUUUCAAGAGCGCUGUAUGUUUACGGCCUGGUGGUUCUGUUCAACCUCAGCCUUCUUCCAAUGGUUUUCAUACUGUUCACUUACACAAUGAUUAUCAUAGUGGCCUGUAGGAGCGGUGGGGACGUGAGGAGAAAAGCUGCACAGACGUGUUUACCUCACCUGCUGGUUUUAUUAAACUAUUCCUGUUUGCUUACUUACGAUGUGAUCAUUGUCAGACUGAAGUCCGACAUUUCAAAGACUGUAAGUUUCGUGAUGACGCUACAAAUAAUAAUGUACAGUCCUCUCUUUAACCCCAUCAUAUAUGGACUGAAAAUGAAAGAAAUUUACAAACACCUGAAGCGGUUGUUCUGUCACGCCAGAGGAAAAUAAUAGCGUCUUUAAGCUUUCAUUAUUUUUGCCUUUCGAUGGAAAGCUUCAGUUUUUACUCCCACAUUGUCUGACUGAUAGUCUGUCUUUUUUAAAUCUGUACUCUGAGUGCCAGUGUUUCUCUGAUUCAUCGGA
This is a messenger RNA of Poecilia latipinna (sailfin molly), 1285 nucleotides long. Its product is annotated as olfactory receptor 11A1-like. Gene Ontology annotation, biological process: G protein-coupled receptor signaling pathway; detection of chemical stimulus involved in sensory perception of smell. The transcript has a single exon. NCBI's taxonomy places the organism in Eukaryota, Metazoa, Chordata, Actinopteri, Cyprinodontiformes, Poeciliidae. The record is from RefSeq and is a predicted model, not a curated record. Gene Ontology annotation, cellular component: membrane. Bases 170 to 1153 code for a protein of 327 amino acids. Gene Ontology annotation, molecular function: odorant binding; G protein-coupled receptor activity; olfactory receptor activity.